Molecule: messenger RNA, 5256 nt
Organism: Tetranychus urticae (two-spotted spider mite)
Lineage: Eukaryota; Metazoa; Arthropoda; Arachnida; Trombidiformes; Tetranychidae
Source: RefSeq, a predicted model, not a curated record
GAGCUUUUUUAAUGUCUUUGUUUUUUAUUUUUUACUGUUCAUUCAAUCAACAUGACCAGUGCUGAGAAUCUAGAGAUACUUGAACAUGAUAUACUUCAAAAAACAGUUUACAACAGUUUUAUUGACAGUCAACUAAUUACUGAAAAAAGUGCCAAAUUAGACAAAAAAGAUUAUGCGAUUAUGGCCACAUUUGCCUAUGUGAAUAUGAUUAUUGGAACUGCGUUUUCAUCUUUAGCUCCUUUCUUCCCUAAAGAGGCUGAAUCAAAAGGACUAACGCCAUCCGUUUAUGGAUUUUUAAUAUCAAUUCAAGAAAUUGUGACUUUUGUUUUAGCACCGAUUAUUGGAAUUUUGGUAAGUAAUGGAAAUACAACAAUUGAAUAUUUAUUUACACUUUAAUAGCUUCCAAAACUAGGAAUAAGGUUAAUCAUGUUGGUUGGAUCAGUUAUGGGUACCAUUGGAGUCACUUGCUUUGGGUAACUAGAAACUUGGUCCAUUUACCACAUGAGUUGAGUAUCAAUGACCACUUUAAUAUCUAGAGCGUUAGUCUGGGCUCCUUAUGGAACACCGUUUGCCGUUUCGUGUGGCUUGGUUCGACUUUUUGGGUCCAUUGGGAUGGCUAAUUUGUAUGUCUGUAUCUUUGCCGCUGUACCAAUCUUUUUUCCUGAUCACAUAUCUCAAGCAUUUGGACUUUUGGAGAUGUGUUUUUCAGUUGGAAUGAUUGUUGGACCUCUUGCUGGUGGCUUCUUGUAUGAGUUUGGAGGUUUUGGACCUCCUUUUUAUGUUAUCGGAGGAUUAUUGGCCUUGUCUUUCCCAUUGAUAUUAUUCAUUUGCCCUGAAAUGAAAGGUUCCAUCAAAACUGAGAACAAAGCUGGCAUUCUUCGCAUUCUGUCCGAUUUCAGGAUCACCGUCAAUUUAAUUGGCUCAUUCAUCUUCUGUUUGGUGGCUGGAUUCAUGCAAGUAUCUCUAGAGCCACACAUAAGAAGUUUUGCUGAUUUGCGAUCAUCAACUGUUGGUGCUAUUUUCCUGAUAUAUGGCCUUUUCUACGGAGUUUCAACUUGGCUUGUUGGUUUAAUUUUGCCCAAAAUUAAAGAUGCAACUAUUAUAAAUAUUAUUGGACUCGUCUUUGUUAUCAUUGCUUACCUUUUCAUUGGACCAAUGUACCCGAUUCCAAUCAAACCCUCUGUUACUUUGGUUGUUAUUUGCCAAAUGUUUUUUGGCACAGGUUUUGCCAUUGGUUAUGUAGCUACAUUCACUCAAGCAAUGAGGGAAAAAGAUUUAACCAGCCUUAAGGAUGAUCCUGAUGUCUCUGGAUUGAUGAGCAGUCUAUUUGUAUCUGUUUUUGCAUUAGGAGUUGCUCUUGGGCCUAUUAUCGGUGGUCGACUGGCUGAACACUUUACAUAUCAACAAUCAUGUAUUUUCAUUGUAGGAAUAUCAUCUGCAACACUUCUCUUGACUCUUAUUAGUACAAUUAUUUUUCACAAAAGACGAUAAAAUCAUCAGUUUAUCAUUUGUUUUCUUGGCUGUUACACACAAGCAGAAAAAUAUAUCAAAGCUAAUUAAAACUAAAUUAUAUUAUUGAAGAUGUGUUCAAUUUUGUUCGUCUUUGAUUGCCAUAAAUUUUUGGUUCUUUUUGUGAAAUCAAAUAUACCUUAUAAUGGUCAAGAAUUUGAUAUUUUCAUUUCUCAACUGUUUGAUCAUUUUAAGCAAAACCAAUCUACAAAUGCAUAUAUUGCAAUGGACAAUGUAAACUUACACAAAACCGAUUUACAUCAAACAAUUAUUUGAACGGAAAAACCAUGAACAAGUAUUUUUUCAUUAACCUGUGUUAAAUCCAAUUGAAAAUCUGUAUUCAUAUUAUUGGGAAAGGUCAACGAAAGAUCUGAACAUCAGAACAAACAAGAAAAUAUGAUGAAAUAUGGAACUUCCCUGUGGACUUUCUUUGGCAACCUCACCGUUAAUCGCCUUAAUAUCGGGUCAUCAUCAUCAAUGGCACACUGAUUGUCUCAGAUGCUCCGAGUGUGAAGAAUCUCUGAGCACUGAACGAUCCUGUUAUCUUAAAAAUCUUCGUCGAGCUGGAUCUCAUGUGUACCAUUUAGCUUGUUUUGCUUGUGAUUUGUGUCAACGCCAGAUGAGCACUGGUGAACAGUUCACAAUUGAUAAUGCAACAGAGGAUAUGAAAUUACUGUGUAAACUUCAUUUUGGUAUAACGACGACUAGUGAAGGUAAUAAAUGUGCCCGUUAACCAAUAUUUAUCAAGUGUUAAUUUUUGUGAAAAACAAUUUAAAAGAUUAAAUGCAAAAGUGACUUUUGAGUUAAGAGCAGGGACUUUGUGGGUUAGGAACAUCAAAACUGUGCGAACAUUUGCAAAAUUUUUGUGAUCAGUAGUUUUUGACCAAAUCAAGUUCAAAGUGGAAAUUUCGAACGACUCUUACACAGUUUUGGAGCCAGAUUUUUUCAUCAAACUCCUUUCUAUGGUAAAACUUUCAAUGAACAAUCAUAAAAUACACUUAUUUCGGGAAAUAAAAUUUUCUUUUUCUGUACUUUUUCUGAGCUUGGUUUCUCGAACUUUAAAUAUUGAUUUUUUGUUAAUGUUUAAAAUAGUUAAUCAAGCAAUUUUGAAUAUUUAAAAGUUGUAUUUUAAUCGACAAGAGCAUUAAAUUUUCGUUGAUUUGAGCUAAAGAAAAGGGGAAAAACAAUAAAAAAAGCUGAUGGUGAAAGAAGAUGAAAGCUUAAUAAACAUCACAUAUUGACAAUAAUAGCUGUAAUACCAGGAGCAAUACAAAAUGUAUUAUCACCAUGUUUCUGAUUAUAUCUGCUCAACUGAUUCCGUUUUAUUUGCUUCACUGAUUUAAUCUGGUUUAUAAACGUACAUAGUAGGAAAAUAAAUAAAUAAAAAGUGUGUAAGUAUAAUAAAAUAUUAACAUUAAACAUGAAUGUAAUCAAUGUAAAUUUGAAUGCAAACACAGGUUUAACAAUAUUUCAAACAACAGAGGGAGGGACUUUCGUUAGCAACACCGUCUAACUGGAUUAUUUUAUUAAAUUGGUUUACUUGAUUACUUAUAAUUUGUGAUUACAAUCUUUAUACACUUUUUAUCCUACGGUUAUCCUUCAACAUUCACUCCAUCAUUUACAAUAUCAUCAUCUUACUUUAAGCCAAUUAAGGUAUCAAAAUUUAUAAAUACACUUUCAUCUUCUCGUCUGACCUAACUUAUGUAUACAAGGAAAGGUUACUGGUAAAGUGUUAAUCCUCCAUAAUUGUAUUAACUUGCUGUUGCUUUUCAAAAGCCUGGACACCUUUUUGGACUAAAAUACCGACAAGCUUUAUUGAUAGUUUACCUCCAUGAGUAGCAGAUUUAUUGAUUAUUUCAUCGAAAAUGGUUCAAUCAAUGUGUUAUAAACAUAGAUGCGAAAGAAGAGGAUGGAAACAAAGCUAACCAAAUCUCCAAAAUAUUCACCUUUCUUCAACUCACUUUUUUGCCAAUGGAAUCAUUGCUUCUUUUCCUUUUCAUCAUCUUAUCAUAACAUGAUAACAUGAUGAUAAACCCUAUAUACUGAUGAUACAUACUUAAAAUUUGGAACCAUAUGAACCCUAUAAAACUGAGUUUCCAAGUGAAUCUUGCGUUUCAACCUUCCUUUGAAUUCACAGACUUUUUAUAAGUAACUUUGGGAAUGUUAACAUUUUUCUGGUAACUGUAAAGUCACCAUGCACCUGUUCAUCAUGAUCAUUAUAUCACUUGUUCAUUUUGUCACACGUUUACCAGACACUUGUAUCAUUGGAGUGGAUCAACAGAAGCAAACGAAAAAAACCAACAAAAUGUUGAAAAGGAAAAGCAAACUGACCUUGUACAGAGUCAUUUUUUACUGGCUGAUAGAGCAACUCUUUUUUUGCUUCAGUCAAAUCAGUGGAGCAGAUGAAAUAAUAUAUUAACUUGAUCAUCCCUCUGAACCCAAUUGUGUUCCAAUUCAUCAUAAUUUCCUAAUCAAAUAAAAGUGUCUAAAGAAACAACUCAACAAGAUGUACAACAUGAAUUAAACCUGGAAAUACGUUAGCCAAAUCAGGCAAAGGAAGGCCAAAGACUUACCUUAUCCAUCAACCAUUGAAGGUAAAUUAUAAUGGUGUUAAUAUAAUUUACGGAUAAUCAGACAAAUGAGCACUCAAUACUGAGACAAUAAUGCUGAUCAAUUGAGAUAUACUUCCGAUUACCAACAACCCAAGCAAACCAAUUUAAAUAACAAAAUUGGCAAGGAAAGGAAAAGCCCUGAAAAAAAAGAUAUCAAGGCGAUUGGAAAGGAACAAAAGAGUCGAGGUAAAAGAUGAAUCCAACAAUGAUGUCAAUGUUUCUAUUUCCUCAAAUAAGGUGAUGAAACUCUGGAGGAUAUAUCUAAAAUUGGACACUUAAAGGAACCAAAACGGACAGCUUAUACGUGAUUCUCUAAUAAUAAUGCAUGUUUUCCAAGCCUGGUGACCUUUGGGUAUAUUAAUUUUGUCCUGACAAGCAAAUCAACAAAAUGGUGACAAUUAUGUUUCAAGAGGUAGACCAAGAAAAGGACGAGGAAUACAAGGAAGAUGGUGAACACACAGGAAGUACGGUUUUAGUUGUUUUGUGUGUGUGUGUGUGUUUAAAUGUCAACCUCUCCAUUGGUGUUAAUACAAUUUUAAGAAAAAAGCAGUUUCUUAUGGUCACUUAAAUGUUGACCUUAUUUAAGGCGAAACCCUUAAAACCAGGCAACAAUGGUUUCUCUUCAAGUUUCAUCUUCAUCUUGUUCAUUCUUCAACCCUCUUCUCCUCCUUUAAUUUCAAAUGGUUUACUCUUUGUCAACAUGGUCAUCAUCAUCUUUUAUUUAAAUGUCAACCAUUGGUCAUUUACCUUUUCAUGUGUAUGAACAUUUAAUACACACAAAACCUGCAUCAUCAAUCAAAACUCAAUUGAAUACAAAUUUUACCUUUUAUUUUGCCAAGUCAGGAAGAAGGAAAAAAAAGGACGAAGAUGAAGAUGCAAGAGGAUCAUAGAAAGUAAAAAGAAAGUCAAUCUUUCCUUCUUCACCACUAAAUCCAAAUUCAUGGACAAAAACCCAUUGAAAAUUGUAUUAAUAAACCACCAUGUUAACUAUAAUUAUCAUCAAUUGUACAACAUUGAAAAUUGAUCCUUUACAUAACACUCAUAAUAGUUAAAUAAUGAGAAGUGAAAAGACGUUGAAAGUUGAACAAUUUUUACCAUUUACAAUCAAAUAAAGAAGCAAAAAUUAAAUACAAAA